This is a messenger RNA of Diaporthe batatas, 1345 nucleotides long. RefSeq lists its product as uncharacterized. The record is from RefSeq and is a predicted model, not a curated record. Bases 174 to 1187 code for a protein of 337 amino acids. The transcript has a single exon. Lineage: Eukaryota; Fungi; Ascomycota; Sordariomycetes; Diaporthales; Diaporthaceae.
GCAACCUUGAACCCUUCACCAAGAGGGCAUUCGUCAUACCUGGGCAAGCCUUCGCCUUCAAAUUUUGUCCCUCCCACUUCCUUCCCACCAGGAUUCCAGGCUAUCACCAUAUCUCCUCGACUAAGACUUACACCCACGGACAGCCAGAGGAACCAGCCCUUCGACGACCUCUCAUGGCCGCUGAAUCGGUGAGGGGCGAGGGGCUCUUCCAGGCGCAUCGUGCCCUCGCAGCACUCGCCGAGGACCCAGAUCAGUUCGACCAAGACAGAGAGCGACGCUUCAGCGAGGGUCCGCCCUCAUGCCGCUCAAGGUCAGGAACCACCACACGCACGGCGAGCCCCGCGCCAGCAAACGAGGAGCUGGACGACUACAACGCGCGCGUGAGCAAGCUGUACCACGACUGGCACGCGUCCUCGACCAUCGGCCAGUUCGAGGCGCAGAGGCGGGAGGAGUGCCAGCGCAUAGAGCGGGCGGGCGAGCACGUCGGCGUGGGCAACAGCCCGGACGGCGUGGCGGCCGACAGGGUGAGGGAGCGCUGGGUCGAGCAGGGCAUCUGGAACCCCAGGUGGUACGAGGAGAACGUCAGGCGGUUCGGCGACAAGGUCCAGAACGUGCCCCUCAUGGACCCGCGGUGGCUGCACGAGGUGCCGUUCGAUGAGGAGGAGGACGACGACGACGACCUGUGCCCCCCUGAGGAAUUCCGGUUCGGCGCCAAGAGGAAGCGGCAGAAGACGGAUGAGGAGGCGCGCCAGAGCGCUGAGCGGCGCGCAGAGCGCCUGCGGAAGCGCGAGCUCUCGCGCCCUGUUCACCAGUUCAACUACCAGGUGUCUCGGGAGCGUGACCGGCUGCUGGAAGAGAUAUCACGCGAGGCAGGGCAUGAAGACCCUGUCAAGAAGUAUCCUGCGGAUAUCAACACCCAGGCAUACACGCUGGUCAAGGACAAGUGGGUCAGUGAGGGAUUAUGGAUCGAUGACUGGGGCAUACUGCCGGGAAUGUCAUGGUUGCAUGAGCGUGACAUCAACGAGUUGAUACAGGAGUUGGGUCCUAAGCCGUCAUCCAAGCCGCCAUCUCGGCCUGCAGACCCUGCUCUGCCUGAGGCUCUUCCAGAAGCACCGCUUUCAGGUGAUGACUCCGAGUCUGGCCCCACUCGUGUGCUAGAUCCCCAAGAGGCAUCAGUGGAGGAUUGAGGCGAUAGAAUAUAUAAUUCAGGCACAAUACUAGCGUUUACAUCUUGUAAUGAACAGUGUUUUUGUAUUACUAGGUACUUGAGCAGUCUUUUGAGGGACGAGGGCGAGGUACGGAGAAGUGAAAUAUAUAGUUCCAAUACCGCAAUACGCAACGACUA